This is a messenger RNA of Patella vulgata (common limpet), 1914 nucleotides long. Its product is annotated as lysine-specific demethylase phf2. The record is from RefSeq and is a predicted model, not a curated record. Gene Ontology annotation, cellular component: Set1C/COMPASS complex. The transcript has a single exon. NCBI's taxonomy places the organism in Eukaryota, Metazoa, Mollusca, Gastropoda, Patellidae. Gene Ontology annotation, biological process: positive regulation of DNA-templated transcription. The coding region runs from base 215 to 1768 and encodes 517 amino acids.
UUAUUUAGCGCAUGUCUGCGAAGCACAGCACACGAGAGCGAGGCCUUUGUUCGCAGACUAGAGAGUGUCUGGAUAAGCGAAGAGACAAAACAUGGCGGACAUGUCACUUGUUGUUUCUCUUUUGUGACUAACUUUUUAUCAAAUAUUGUUAAUUUUCUGGGUUGGUUCGUAGACUGGACAUUUGCAACGAGCAAAGUUGUGUAUAAACUGAAAAAUGGCAUCCGAUUCAUUGGAAGAAGAACUCUAUUGUUCGUGCCGUUCGCCUUAUGACGAAACGCGUUUUAUGAUUGAAUGUGAAGUUUGCAAAGACUGGUUUCAUGGCAGCUGUGUUGGUAUUCAAGAAGUUCAAGCUCCAGACAUUGAAAUCUUUCAUUGUCCAAGUUGUGAAAAAACGCACGGACCUUUAGUGUUUAGGUUUAAAAAGAGCAAAAAGAAAAAAAAUCAAAAGGCAAAGGAUUAUACUGAUGAAAAUGGCGAUAAAAAGUCGAGUCAGAAGAAAACGAAAAAGAAAAGAAAACGAAAGGUGAAGGAAGAACAGACAAAACAAAUGAUAAAUCUGGACAUCCUCCACCAACACACAACAGAUACAUUGAAACAAGUAGUUAAAGGCUAUGAUAAAUCAAUUUAUAACUUCCAUGAAGAUGAAGAACCAGCAAAUGCAAUUUUAAAAGUUAGACUUCCAAAAGCUGGUGCUUAUGUUGACAGUAAGGACAUUGAGCUUGACCCUUCUCAGAAAAUGACAGACAAAAUCACUGGGGUUAGUAAAAGCAAAGGUGCCUUUAGUCGAUUUGAAAGCAAAGUUACUGUGAGUGAUUUUGAAGAAGCUAACCCAGUUGAAGAUGACAUCCCCCCGCCAAAGAAGAGGAAAAAAGGUGCGACAAAGAAAACAGCUUCAAAAAUUAAUCCAUCCUCCACAGAAAAACACGGCUCAUUAAAACUUAAGUUAUCUUAUAAGCCAAAAACUUCACAAAGCUUAGAUACGGAAGUCACACUAAGUGAAUCUGAGAGAAGUGAAGAAUUAUCUCAGCGUUUGAACAUCCCAACAAUACGUGGUGGAUUAAAUGGCAGCAUAGCAGAUAUAUUAGAAGCUAGUGGGUAUGGAGCAGAAACAGAUGUAAAAAUAGAACCAGGAUCAAAAGGAGCUGCUCAACCUAGUAUGAUGAGAGAUGCUAUUCAGGGUAUGCUCUCAAUGAGUCAGGAGAGUUCUGGUAAUCUUGAAAUAGUUACACAAAAUAGAAGGCCUCAACGAUCUCGAGAAAACCUGGGGGACAGCGAUGAAGAAGAAAAACUUAUGGCUGACUGCUAUAGAGAUAGUGAAUUUGUGUAUCCAUCGUUGGAUGUAUCUGAUGAAGAGGAAUCAUAUGUGUAUAAUGCAAAGAAAAAUAAAAGAGACAUAACUUGGAAUCCUAAAGCGCGUGUUAAUGUGACUGUUGCCAAUCCUAUCCGUCCAGUGCGAGUUGGUGUAAAGAAAGAAGCCAUUGAAUGUAGUUUAGCUGCCACUGCCAAAAAAUUAGCCGAAACUACUGUUCCAACAACUAAGGAACCAUUCAAAUCUGAGACGAUAAAGUCAAAAGAACGAUGGUCCACUGAAAGUGAGCCCCAAGCUCUCAUUAUAUCAGAAUCUGGCAGUGCCUUCCGACCUGGUAUUCGUAAGGUUGUAUCAAAUGAACCAGGCAGUCCACCUAAAAGUAAGAAACCCAAGAAAGGCACAACAACUGCUAAACAAAGACUGGGAAAAAUCUUGAAAAUACAUAAACUGGUACAUUAGAAACAUGCUCAAAUUGUGUAGGCCUACCAGUGGCUACCACUGAACUUUGUAAUAUAUGUAUAUAUAAGCUUAUAUAUAUUCAAACAUAAAUAUUUGUAAUGAUAAAUAUUUGUGAAACCCAAAAAAAAAAAUAUCUAUAAAAAAUU